Messenger RNA from Botrytis fragariae, 513 nucleotides. RefSeq names its product putative 40s ribosomal protein s26 protein. The transcript has 5 exons. The record is from RefSeq and is a predicted model, not a curated record. Gene Ontology annotation, molecular function: structural constituent of ribosome; mRNA binding. The coding region runs from base 45 to 404 and encodes 119 amino acids. NCBI's taxonomy places the organism in Eukaryota, Fungi, Ascomycota, Leotiomycetes, Helotiales, Sclerotiniaceae. Gene Ontology annotation, biological process: translation. Gene Ontology annotation, cellular component: cytosolic small ribosomal subunit; ribosome.
AACAACCAAAGAUUUGAAUAACCCGCCAAUUCAAAUCCGCAAAAAUGGUCAAGAAGCGCGCGUCCAACGGACGUAACAAGAAGGGUCGUGGUCACGUCAAGCCCAUCAGAUGCUCCAACUGCUCCCGAUGCACACCAAAGGACAAGGCGAUCAAGAGAUUUACCAUCCGUAACAUGGUUGAGUCCGCUGCCAUCCGUGAUAUCUCAGAGGCAUCUGUCUUCUCUGAGUACACAGUUCCCAAGAUGUACCUCAAAUUGCAAUACUGCGUCUCUUGUGCCAUCCACGGCAAGAUUGUCCGUGUCCGAUCCCGUGUUGGAAGACGUAACCGUGCCCCACCUCCCCGUGUCAGAUACAACAAGGACGGAAAGAAGGUCAACCCAAACCAAGCUGCCGCUAAGGCUUAGAGUGCUUUAGGUUGGGAACGGAGGAGUUAUCGACUGGGUUUUUCGGGAUGCAUUUUGUCUUAUCCAAUUUCUAAUGCAAAAAGCAUUGCUUAGACAAAUAUGACCUCAU